AGCCUACCCAGGUAACCGGCGGUCCAGGUCAAGUGAACUCCGGAGUACUAUUAUUACCUUACCAUUAAAUUAUCUAAAAACAGUGCCUGGAAACGAACACGUAACUACGCCUACACAACCUAACGACUAUCGAUGAAUAAGUUAAGGUGAUCAGUUCUUCAAGGCUUCGCUACUUGCUUACGACCAUACCACGGCGAGAACCACAUUUCAUGGGGUCAAUAGCUAUGAAUGCCCCCGGUGAUGUCCCUUCCCAACCAAAUGAAACCGAACACUCGGACCAAGCAAGUGUUGGAACUUACGCAGCAGAACAACAGAGCAGCAUCGACAACCAUGGAAUUAAUGCCACACAAUCAAGGGAGCUUGUUGACCUCGCCAUUAACUUCCUUUCUACAUCCAGCAAUGAAACUCUGUUCGGUGUUUUUGUUUUCCUGGUGGGCGCAACAUAUAUUUUCCUAGGAAGAUUCGGACUGCUCCUAAUUGGAGUAGCUAGCGGCAUUGUCCUACAUGCAUCAUGGGAAGGGAUGAGCACUCACCCUAUCGGAAGCGAGCUAAACUGUCGAUUUCCCAGUAGGAGAAGGGAGAUUGCGUUGGAUAUAGCCCAUAGGCUGCUUGAUUGGCCCGAACGCAAUCUCGCAAGAAUCGAACUAAAGCACGAUGACAUUCAGAAGCUUUCCCAGGAUGCUUCAGAAAUAGAGCUGGAUUACUCUUCUUUCCGCCCAGAGACAGCUGCCGCGCUGAGAUCAUUGACCGACGCGGUGAUCAAGAACUACGUGAAUUAUUGGUAUGAACCCAUAUUACCGUCUGAGACGACGUUUCCACUCUCCUGUCGGAGGAUAUUGACUAGCUUUAUCACCUCUAUCUCAACACACCUCUCUCGUAAACGGACAGCAGAUACAUUCCUGGAAUUCCUCACGAACUCAUCUUCCUUGGUAAUUGUAUUCUUGAAUGAGUUGUCUACUGCUUUUGAGACCGCUGGGUCACCUAUGGUGUCGGAACAGGCUAUCCAGCGUUACCUAGACAUGUUUCCGGAAAGCAGUUUGGCAAAUGUCCUAGCGGGCCAGCAGCAGCGCAAGAAACUAAAUUUGAUAGCCGACGAUAUAUUGUCAAGUUUCCUAGAACCGAAAGCAUAUGCGCUGCACCCUCUAAGGGAUUUCCUCCGUGAAAUUCUAGCUGGAGUUGUCCUCGAGUCCACUAUCUCGAGUCUCUCACGUCCGGAGUUCAUCAACGGCUGGAUCAUCCAUCUAUUUAACGAGGGCAAAUCUGAAAUCAUGAGCGCAAUUGAUGCUGGUGUUGAAGGGGCUCGGAAUCAAGGUGUAACCGCAGCCAAGGAUUCCGAGAUCUUGAACGCUUCUCUCUCGACGCCUGCCAAUGGAAAGAAGUUGAGCUCGGAACACCCCUCUGGGCUUGUCCAAGGGGACUGUGUUGCUAUCGAUAAAGCAACUGAAGAAGCCAUGGUGGAAGCCAAACGACUAAGCGCCAUGAUUGCAGCACAAGACCUGCAGCAUCAAAAUGCGGGGCAGUCAGGGGACGAUAAAUCAUGCUCUUCUUCAAAUGAUGAAAAUUCUACUUUGCGCUCUAGUCACGGGGACGAAAGGACUGACGAUCAUGCUACCAUGCAACUAGGGUCAGAGACUGCAAAUGCCAAGUCGGUUGAGAAUAUUCAUCAGCCUAUAUCUAAAAAGGCCUUGGAACUAAAGACUGCAAAACGACCAUCGUCGCCGUCCUCAGUGCUUUCUAUGAGCUGCCCCUCAUCGGAACAACCACCGGAGAACGACUUACAUACUACCUUGACUCUCCAUCGUGCAUCCAUAUCGGUAGAUGAUGGCUCAGAGCCUGGAGACAAGGGACUAUUACGCUCAAAACCUACAACGAGUUACUUACUCCAAAUUGAGCCCGCGUCUUCGCGCUGCACUGGGUGGAUGAUUUUUAGAAAAUAUACGGAUUUUGAGUCACUCCAUGACACUUUGGGAACGAUUUCGAGAUUGAACAGGGUGCAGAUGUUUACAGAUGAUCAUCCUUUUCUGCCCGCUUGGAAAGGCCAAACAAAACAAGCAUUAGCGAGGAAUCUAGAGCGAUACCUCCAGGAUGCCCUUCAAAUUGAAUUACUCGCGGAGAGCGAAAGAAUGAAGCGGUUCCUCGAGAAGGAUGGACGUCUUGGCCCCGAAUCGGCGGGUACAUCUACAAAGACUGGGUUUUCCUUUCCCAGUCAGGUUUCUCUUGAAAACGUGGGGAAAGGAGUACUGGGCGUCUUAACAAAUGCACCUAAGGGGGUUUCCGACGGCAGCAGGGCCGUCUUUGGUAGUGUGACUGGAGUAUUUGGAGUGGCUUCUGUUAAGAAGACAUCGUCAAACUUGAUUUCAAAUAGUCAUCCUCAGAAUGACAAUACUAGUGUCCAUCGGCAAUCGAACGAGUCCUACCCUCGCAGGUCUGGGGACGCUGGAUAUGCGCGGCGGCAUAGAGCGUCCCUGGAGCUAAAUCACAGGUUAGAUGAUACGCAAUUGCCUUCUAGGUAUCAGAGGCAUAGCUCACCACUGUUUGAAACUGCUUCUGGCGGGGUAGCUGAGAAUGGAGCUGAGCCCUUUCAGGACGUACUUCUUGGCAGCCCGACAGGGAGCACAAGUCAAGCAAAAAUGGAGCAAUGUACCUCUUCUAUCUUAGACUCUAGGGACUGUGACUUGUCAGAACAAUCAGUCUCUUCAGAAGAACCCCGAGCGGCGGAUACCCAUACCAGACGAGAAGGGCAGGCGAUCACUGUGGCUCGAAAUAGCUCUGAAAGUCGAGGUCGUCCCAUUACUCAAGAAGAAACCCGGAUAGCUGUGGAACUUAUUUUUGCCGUUAUAAAUGAACUAUAUACACUGUCAUCCGCCUGGAACAUCCGCCGAACUUUGUUAAAUGCCGCCAAGUCAUACAUAUUACGCCCUGGGAAUCCAAAUCUGGAAACAAUUCGUGGCUUAUUGCAAGAAUCAAUGAUUGAGGCCAACACGUCCGACGAAGCGCUUGGCUUGUACAUCACCAAACUCCGUGAGAAUAUUCUCCCGACAGAAGCGGAGUCGAGGUCUUGGCCGUCAGCACCGAACGAUGCUGAAAAGGAGCGUCUAAGGGAGACUGCACGAAAAGCUCUCGUACAACGGGGGCUGCCGCAGGCCUUGACAGGUGUAAUGGGAGCUGCUGCCAGUCGGGAGGCUCUCGAAAAAGUUUUCGAUAGCCUUCAGGUUCCAAUUAUUGCGCGAGGGCUUGUGUUCUCCUUUCUUUUACAAGCAUUGAGGUCUGUGAUCCUCUAGCAUAACCUUAAUAACUGCCCUUCAGCGUGCUAUAUGAG
This is a messenger RNA of Aspergillus alliaceus, 3319 nucleotides long. Its product is annotated as PX domain protein. Gene Ontology annotation, cellular component: intracellular membrane-bounded organelle. Lineage: Eukaryota; Fungi; Ascomycota; Eurotiomycetes; Eurotiales; Aspergillaceae. The record is from RefSeq and is a predicted model, not a curated record. The transcript has 2 exons. Bases 210 to 3281 code for a protein of 1023 amino acids. Gene Ontology annotation, molecular function: phosphatidylinositol binding.